AUGCCUAUGAAACAGCGCGUUGACGACGGCCGGACUGUCUGGGAGCGUACCUGGACCGUCUACCCAAGCAAGAUGAUCCCGGUCCUCCCGAAACGCCUCCGCCAUUUUGAGGACGGAUUCGAGCUGGUGCUUCUGGUGUACCACGCGCUCUGUGCACACCAGGAGUACUACAAGGCGGGUGUCCUGCACGGAAACGUCUCGGAGGAGAAUGUGAUCAUUUUCGAGACUCCAUUCUCGGAGAGGAAGGGCGUGCUGGUCGAUCUUGACCAAGCUAACACAUUUCGCAGGCCUGAGCGUCCCGACCCAGAUCUGAAGGCUAGAAAUGUCUAA
This is a messenger RNA of Sparassis crispa, 330 nucleotides long. RefSeq lists its product as hypothetical. The record is from RefSeq and is a predicted model, not a curated record. The transcript has 2 exons. NCBI's taxonomy places the organism in Eukaryota, Fungi, Basidiomycota, Agaricomycetes, Polyporales, Sparassidaceae. Bases 1 to 330 code for a protein of 109 amino acids.